This is a messenger RNA of Brassica rapa (field mustard), 3243 nucleotides long. RefSeq lists its product as uncharacterized. The record is from RefSeq and is a predicted model, not a curated record. NCBI's taxonomy places the organism in Eukaryota, Viridiplantae, Streptophyta, Magnoliopsida, Brassicales, Brassicaceae.
AUAAAUAAAAUAAAUUUGUAAGACACUUCGCGCGGAAAAAAUCUCUAGUUUUUAUAAAAGUAAAUAUAAUAGAAUCUUGAAAUGUUUGUUACAAAUAAAAAAAAAAGAAUCUUGAUAAUUUAUUUAUAAGAAAAAAGAGACUAUCAAAGAUGUUUUUGGUUUGUUAACAAAAUGCAUAACACUGGAUUUGAAUUCGAGAAAUGAUAAAACAGCAAUACUAACACAGGCCACUAAAUUAGAAGUCCUAGUAAGUAGUAGAUAUUACAUUCCAGUUAUUAUUUUAGAUAAACAUAUGCAUGGAUGACCCAUCAUCAUCUGUCAAAUGUCGAUAUCUGACUUUUUAUGCAGAACUAAAGAUUGGAAAAAUUCUUGGUAUGUCCCUUACAAGGCUUAAUUUAGGGAAGAAAGUCUUCAUUUUCGAAGAAAUGAUAUACAAAUAAACAAUGAACGAAGAAAAUGCGAAAAAACUUACAUACAUGCAGUUACCAAUUAAAAGCUGGUGCUCAUAAUAUGUAUCCUAGAAAAAUACACUUACCAGAUAAUAAUAAGAAAAUGUUUUUUUUUUCUAAACUAUAAUUUCCCUGGAAUUGUAAGUUUGGCCCUGACUGAGUUUCUACUCGACUCAUUAGUGGACUGUGAGUUUGCUAACUAAAACAUCCAGUGAUGUUCAGUGUUUUACAAAUUGUUACUUAUAAUAAGUUAUUGACUGUGGUGUAGAUAUCUAUAUUCGCACCAUAAAAAAAGUUCUACAUAGCGGGGACGGUUUUAUGUAAAUGUUUGGCAUUUGCAAGCAGUAAGCCUCAGAAGUUACUAAGGGUGACUCCAUAAGUUUUUUUCUUUUCCCUGAGUCAAGAAAAACAAAUACGGGAGACUUUCGUUAUGUAUAGCUUUAAAGAAACGGUAAACUUAGUUUGUUGUCAAUGCAAAGUGGUCAUUUGUUUACCGCCUAUCAUAGUUGCAAUGUACUUAUUGUAGUAUAAAGUUCAGUGUUCAAAGGUUAGCAUUUAUUUGCUUAGGGAAAAAGGAAAAAAAAAAUAGAGUUCAAAAGAAUAGGAACAUUAGCAUUUAAUAUCAUAAAUUGUAGUAGUUUUUGACCUUCCAUAAAUAGAGGAUGCAAAUUAAACAGAAUCUGUGAAUCUUCAACACACAGAGAUCUCUCUCAACAGUUUCUCCUCUAUUCUCUAUCUCUCGCUAACUGCAUUCAUGGCGGCAACUGGAAGAUCAAGAACUUCAUCAGUCCUAUGUCCUCUCUCUUCUCCUGAGACGUUACUCAAUCAUCAUCAAAGAUCAUCCGCGUCUCUUUGCAACAUCAACCUCUGUUUGAAGAGGUUUUUUCCCGGAAACACUCCAAAAACCUCCGCUGCGUCCAAGUGUUUGUGCUCUCCUACGACGCACCCUGGGUCGUUCCGGUGCGCUUUUCACCGCCGUUUAGAAAACGAGAAGAACAGAACCCUAAAUUCACAGGCGAAGCUAAACAAGUGUGGUAACACGACAAAGAACUCGGGAUUGAAUAUGAGAAAAACGGCGUUGCUGAAUUCACUCGCGAGGAUCGGGAGUGUGGAGGCAGACCGGGUUAAGAAAUCUUUAGCGGCGAGUAUGGUUAAACCGUCGCCUCUCCAUAUCAGUCGCCGGUUUGAUUUCCGGCCACGACCUAGCCGCUUCUACGCAUUGCGCAAAGAUCAAGAUUUAAUAUCUAGUCGACUUUGACCUAUUUCUUGCGUACGAAGGAAGUAUGUUUUGGUUAAUGAAAUUUCUGACUAGACUACACAUCACUGUUUUUUUUUUUAAUAAUUAAAUAGAGAAACUUUACUCUUGGUGUAAUGUAAUCAGGGGAGUCAUAAAUUCUGAUGACUUAUAAAAUAAAGCCUUAAACUAAACAAGUUUCUAGUUCAUGUCUGACUUGACUUUCCACUUUUGGAAUGUCUGACUGCGAAGUUUCUAGUUUUUGCAUAUACAAAUGAGAUACAUGACUAUGCGGGGAGAAUGUUUUCUUUCCAAUAUUGACCAUGUUAUUGCCAAACACAUAAAAAGAAAAAAAAAGAUACUGAGAAUAGAGGAUUCAGAGUUUUGUCUAUACAGUAAUGUUAGGAUUAAGAUAUUUUUAAUUUAUACAGUUAUUAAUUUACAAAAAGAAAUAUUUUUUGAAUUUUCCAUUUUAGAAUAUAUAUUUUUUAUUUUAAAAUAGUUUAUUUUACCGUAUAUGUAUUUAUUAAAUUUUGAAAUUUGACUUUCAUAUUAUUUUUAUUGUAUUAUUUACUUUAUAGAAAAUAUGUUUUAUAAAACUUAAAUAUGUUUUAGAUAUAAUUUUACUAAAUAUUAACAAAAUUACAAUGAAGUAUUAAGAAAAUAUAAAAAUAAUUAUAUUGUAAAUAUAAAGCAAGCAAUACAUUUUUUUCUUUGUAGUUAUCUUUGUAGUUAUAUAAAUGUAAAUAGAUAAAAAAAAAUUAUUUUUAAUUUUAACCGGACCAUAUAUCUAAUUCUCUAAUCGAUUUGUGUCAUAUUUUGAACCGGUUCAAUUUGGAACCGAACUUUUCUAAUUAAUUUAUCAUGUUUAAUUAUUAAUUAAUAGGUAUGAUUCCUGACUAGACUACACAUCACUGCUUAAAUUUCUUUGUUUUAAUAUUUCAUAACAAACUUUACUUUUGGUGUAAUGUAAUCAGAGGAGUCAUAAAUUCUGAUGACUUAUAAACUUAAAGCCUUAAACUAAACAAGUUUCCAGUUCAUGUCUGACUCGACUUUCCAGUUUUGGUAUGAUUGACUAUGAAGUUUCUAGUUUUUGCUUAUAAAUGAGGGAGAUAUAAAUAUGCGGAAGGAUGUUAUCUUUCCAAUAUUGACUAUGCUGUCAUUUUCGUUGCACACAGAAGAGGGAAAUAAAAGAUACUGAGAACCGAGGAUGGUUCAGAGUUUUGUCUAUAUUCAGUUUUAUAUUUCUGGAGAAUCGUAUCUCAUUGUCACAGACAUGAGACAUGCAUUAUAUAGUAAGCUUUUGUAGAUUUGAUGAAACCUGAGACUUAUGAAUAUAGUAGCAAGGUCCAUAUCUAGCAUCGAUCCUUUAUAAAAAAAUACUAGAUUUUGACCCGCCCUUUUUUAAGCGCGGGUAUUUUUUUGGUGACCGUAAACUCAAAUAUUAAAUAAAUUUAUGUUUAUUAUUAGAUAUCUAAAAUAUUAAAAAGCUGUUUUAUUAUUAUUAUUAUUAUUUUAGUCCGGUACAAUGUUUUCAUUGAGUUUUCAUAUCCGAAUCAG